Molecule: messenger RNA, 1959 nt
Organism: Lodderomyces oxycetoniae
Lineage: Eukaryota; Fungi; Ascomycota; Pichiomycetes; Serinales; Debaryomycetaceae
Gene: EFH1
Product: KilA-N domain-containing transcriptional regulator EFH1
Exons: 1
Coding region: 1-1959 (652 amino acids)
Biological process (GO): positive regulation of transcription by RNA polymerase II
Cellular component (GO): nucleus
Molecular function (GO): DNA-binding transcription factor activity; sequence-specific DNA binding
Source: RefSeq, a predicted model, not a curated record
AUGAACAAAGUUGUGACGACCCCUACAAACACAAAUUUCUAUAGCCGAGAACUUUCUGGUGUCACAUCAGGUGCCGAACAAAUGACUUCUUCCUCGAGACUGAUUUUACUUGCUCAGACACAAGACAAGCAGCAGCAGCAGCAGCAGCAGCAGAUGGAACAACAAGAACAAGAAAAGCGACCACAGCAGCAGCAACAACAUCUGCAGCAAUCUGACCCACUAACUCAAGCUAACAAAUACAAUGGCAUUCAGAUGCACUCGGCUCCUUUGGAUACACCAUUGGCAUAUCAGCAGUACCCUUCUGCUUCGGGACAACAACCCUUGUCAUUAAGAUCAUCCAAAAAUGUUCUUCUUGAUUAUUCAAAUUAUUACGCAUUACAACCAGGAUAUCCUACAACUAACCAGAAUACAGAUUUUUUAAAUGCAUCGUCUAAUGCAACAGCAAAUGGCAAUGCUGGAAACGUAUCUGAGUUUGCCAAUACUGGGAGCACUAUUUUGAGUCCUUCCUACCUGGUUCUGGGAAACUCUGCUGCCGAAAUACAACUUCUUCGUGCAAAGCAAAUCCAAGAAGAACAGCAGCUGCAACAACAACAGCAACAACAACAACAACAACACCAUCAACCACAUGCACAAUAUUCACCAACGGGAGAUCCAACCCAUUCUGCGUUCCCAACAAUCCCACCUCCAUCUCAACAACAACAACAACAACCACAACAACAACCACAGCAGCAGCAGCAGCAGCCACAGCAACAACAACAAGAAUAUUUCGGUAGCCAUGUAGGAAACUAUAUUAAUGUACAUCAUCAACAACAACAACAACAACAACGACCCCUGCAACUACAGCAGCAUAUGUAUUCAGCAAAGCUUGGGAAUCAAAACUUGAUUUCACAGACGCAGCAGCCCAUACUUCAAAGUGAGAAGUCGCAUUUAGAAAUUGGCGAACAUGCAACACCAGACCACCACCACCAGCAACAGCAACAGCAACAACAACAACAACAAAUGUUGGUUCAAGCAUUUGGAAGCCCCGGCACAAUGUUAUACUCACAGUCUUCACUCCCGCAAUACACAAUGGCUUACUCUUCUUCUGUGCCAACAAAUCCCACUUUUGUGGCACAUCCAAGUAAUUCAACCCAAAGGCAAGUACAAGUUCAGUCUACAACUGAACUUGACAAACAAACUCAAAUCCACUUGCCAUUACUCAAUCCACUGAUAUCUUCAACUUUUUCGAAUAAGUCGCGAAACUCUUCGACUUUUUCUGCUAGAGAUCAGGGCUCUAGGGCAAUUUCAAUUAGCAGCAGUAUACCACAAGCUGAGUAUCCUGAAAAUGUUGUUCGACCCAAAGUUGCCACUACACGAUGGGAUGAUGAGAACACCAACUGCUAUCAAGUAAGAGCCAAAAACAUUCUUGUAUCAAGAAGAGAAGAUACUGAUUACAUCAACUGUACCAAAUUGUUGAAUGUUGUAGGAAUGACAAGGGGAAAACGAGACGGUAUUUUGAAAACAGAAAAGAUUAAAAAUGUUGUUAAAGUAGGAUCAAUGAAUUUGAAAGGUGUAUGGAUACCAUUUGAUAGAGCUUAUGAAAUUGCACGAAACGAAGGAGUAGAUGGCAUUUUGUAUCCAUUAUUCGUAAAGAAUAUAAAGGAGUAUUUCUUAACGAAGGGGCACAAAUUGAAAAGUGAAGAUGAUUUGGAGGAAGGGGAACUUCAUAAGAACGCUGCAACCGAAGGAAGUGAGAGAUUCAAAUUAUUGGAUGAGGCUAGUCAAAAUUUUGAAAAGGACGAAGAAGAAUGUCUGUCUAAUGGGUAUUCUACAUCUAUAGGAUCACUGGAGUCAAAGUAUAGAAAUGAUUAUUUUGACCGCACAUUGAAAACUACCAACAUAAAGGAAGAUAAAAUUUUUGACGAAUCUCAAGAAAAGUCUCCACUUAGUGUCUCAAACCAGUACAAAAAGUCAAAGUGA